Messenger RNA from Zerene cesonia (dogface butterfly), 2784 nucleotides. Its product is annotated as NAD kinase-like. NCBI's taxonomy places the organism in Eukaryota, Metazoa, Arthropoda, Insecta, Lepidoptera, Pieridae. The record is from RefSeq and is a predicted model, not a curated record. The transcript is spliced from 9 exons. Gene Ontology annotation, biological process: NADP+ biosynthetic process; NAD+ metabolic process. Bases 232 to 1581 code for a protein of 449 amino acids. Gene Ontology annotation, molecular function: NAD+ kinase activity.
GGCGUCCAUCCGUCAGUUGGUUAGUCACACCAGAGGCGCGAUCACGUGCGCUCAGUGUACCACUGCCGCUCGCUCACCUCCCUCCUUGCAAUACGUAUCCGCCGUUUCGUUGAAUUCGCGAGUGUUAAAUUUUGCAACAUUCGUACUAGAAGGCCGCGCACGUAUUGAGAAAUAUACAAGCAUCGUGAUUAUGGAAAUUUGAGUUUGGUUUUGAAGUGCAAAUUUUAAACAAUGUUAUCCAUGGAGUCGUUGUGGUGCAGUUCCGAGUCGGAACUGUCGACGUUGAGGAUGUGCAAGAGUGCAGAGAGGUCGGAGAGGUUUAAAAGGAAGCCCUCUAAGAGUUUGAUCCCUCAGGGGCUCUUGCACUCGCAGCCGGAGCCGCAACACCGGCACCAUAGACAACGUCGGUCCGGAACUUGGCCGCGGACGAGGUCCCUGAAUGCGCCGUCCCCGAUACAACAAUUUGGACCAUGUGGCAGGAUAAUGAAGAACUCUGCAAUGGUUAUGCAGAUCCAGGACCCCGCGUCGCAGAGGCUCACGUGGUACAAGCCGCCGCUCACGGUGCUCGUGAUCAAGAAGAUACACGAUGCCACUAUCAUCACGCCGUUCGUACAGCUGGUGCAUUGGCUCGUUAAUGAUAAGAGCAUGGUGGUGUUCGUGGAGGCGUCCGUCCUGGAGGACCGCAUCCUCUCCGAGUAUGGGAACUUCAACGCGGUGAAGGAGCGGCUGAUGACGUUCCGCGCCGGCACCGACGACCUCACGGAUAAGAUCGACUUCAUCAUAUGCCUGGGCGGCGACGGCACCCUGCUGCACGCCAGCUCGCUGUUCCAGCAAUCCGUACCUCCUGUUAUGGCAUUCCACUUGGGUUCGUUAGGGUUCCUCACGCCCUUCGAAUUCAAUAAUUUCCAGGAGCAAGUUAUGAAUGUGCUAGAAGGUCACGCAGCCCUAACGCUCCGGUCGCGUCUCCAGUGCGUGGUGCUAAGGAAGAGUACAGAAGACAACAAGAACAAGAAGAAGCCCACAACAAUCCUGGUGCUCAACGAGGUUGUAGUGGACCGCGGGCCGUCUCCAUAUCUGUCGAAUAUCGACCUGUUCUUGGAUGGGAAACAUAUCACCUCCGUGCAGGGAGAUGGUCUGAUAGUGUCGACGCCGACGGGCAGCACAGCGUAUGCGGUGGCGGCGGGCGCGAGCAUGAUACACCCGUCCGUGCCCGCCAUCAUGGUGACGCCCAUCUGCCCGCACUCGCUCUCCUUCCGCCCCAUCGUGGUGCCCGCGGGCGUCGAGCUCAAGAUUUCGCUGUCACCUGAUGCUCGGAAUGCAAUGUGGGUGUCCUUCGAUGGCAGGAAUAGACAAGCGCUACAACAUGGUGAUAGUUUAUACGUCACGACCUCAGUAUACCCGGUGCCGUCGAUAUGCGCGCUCGACCAGAUAUCCGACUGGUUCGACUCGCUCGCCGAGUGCCUGCACUGGAACGUGCGCAAGAAACAGAAGCAAAUGGACGAGUUGAGUGACGUCACGCAGUCCUCCAGCGACACGCUCGACGAGAUCGACAACCACGACGAGCGGCGCGCCGACACGUGACAAGUGUACACACGACUUUAUGUUUAGCGUUCAAUCGAACUUGUGAUAGUCUAUGGUUUUGUUUUCGCGCGGUUUCGUUUAAUAAAGAACGUGUGGUGAUUUUUAAUGUACCUAGUUGUAAGGAAUCGAAUGCACUUUAAAAUAAAAUUGAAGCUUUGAUUUGACGGAUACAAUUAAUAUCAAAUUUUACGUAAAAUUUUUAAAUUAUGGUGGAUUUGUGAAGUUGCAGGUUUACACGCUAUGAAAUUCAAUGUGAAGACUGUCAACGUUUUUUAGCUUUUAUCGAUAUUUUUCGUCGAUUUUUAGAUUACCGGUUUUAAAUAAAUCGUUCGUAAGGUUGCUGAAGAAAUUAAUUAAAUGACUUUUUGUCUUAUUAUAUUGUAGAAUGUACGUCAAAUUUUACAUGAUCUUAUACCGGUUUUUAUUACGAGAAUAAUGUAAACCCAUGUUAGUGUUCUAAGCGCUAUUAUUGUGCAAUAGUAUCAUUGUGAUGGAUAAAUAAUAAUGAAUACAAAAUAUUGUGUUCAACUUUAUAUUACAUGACAUUCCCCUAGGCAAUUAUUAUAGUGAUUGGAAUUUGUAUUUUAAUCAAAAAUGCUUUUCUACUUAUUCUUAUAAAUUACAAAUUGAUCGUUCAUAAUGAUACAAUCUUAUUGAUAAAAAAUGCAAUGGCAUAAUACAUGAGGCAAUGGGAAGUUUUAUUUUUCGUAUUCGUCUUUUAGAAAAAAAAAACAUUUGUUUAAGUAAUAUAAGAAACGAAAAAGACGUAUGUGGAUAUGUUUUUUGUUGCCGCUAAGGAUUUACGAUAAAUAUCGUAUGUGUAUAGGCUCAAGUUUUAGUGGCUUUUAAUGUAACAUGACACAAUGGUGGUAGUGGUGCUUUGUUAUUCUGUGUACGAAAAACUAUGUGCCAAGGACGAAUGUUAAGAUAAUAUGUAGCACAAACUGGUCAGACAAAUGAAUAUUAUUAUGGAAAAUACAUUAAUAGAAUAUAUUAUUUAUUUAAAAACUAUGCUUUCAUUAAAGAUUGUGUACAAAAUAAUGGUUAUUUAUCUACCACAGACAAGAUAUAAUAAAAUGGCUGUUACAAUCCCUAUGGUGUGGCAAACUCACAAAUUUACUAACCUUACCUGUGUAUAAUAUAUCAUACAUCUUAUUUCGCUGCUUUAGAUUUAUCGGGAAAAUUCAAAUCUUGUUCCACAAU